This is a messenger RNA of Westerdykella ornata, 1899 nucleotides long. RefSeq names its product putative endo-exoxylanase. Gene Ontology annotation, molecular function: glucosylceramidase activity. The coding region runs from base 383 to 1795 and encodes 470 amino acids. Gene Ontology annotation, biological process: sphingolipid metabolic process. The record is from RefSeq and is a predicted model, not a curated record. Lineage: Eukaryota; Fungi; Ascomycota; Dothideomycetes; Pleosporales; Sporormiaceae. The transcript is spliced from 2 exons.
AUUGCUGCGCCUGCUAGCUGUUUAAAUUAGAUGUGGAAAACAGCAGUACAGAGGAAGUGCAGGGGGGUGUUCAGUCGGAUGUGAACAGAGGCUGUACACCCCAGCUGCAGUAAUUCCACCACACAAAACCGUCCAAUCUCCCACCUAACCCGGCACAAUCUGCGAAACGUCUCUUAACUUUUUAAGAGCACAUGGCUGGUUUAUGAAUAGACACCCAAAUUGGGACAAUGCAAAUACCGAUCGCGAUGGGUAAUGGUUGCAUCCAUACUACGCGAGCUUGGCUGUAAAUGCUGUGGAUAACUUCAAGGUCGAUGGCCUUUUUAAGCUCCCCGUGGGCGCAAACCUCUGGGGCGGAGACUACGCUGGCCUUAGGACACGAAGAAUGAUGGCCAAUCUCAUGCUGCUGGUCGCUCUGGCAGCUCCCUCCCUUGCCGCCAUUGUCAGUCGCCAGUCGAGUACAGUCACUGUCGACCUCUCCAAAACCUAUCAGACGAUGGACGGGUUUGGGACGUCUGAGACCUUUCAGCGAGCAAACCAGAUGCGCGCCUUGUCACCCGAGCUGCAGCGUUACUCUCUUGACCUCCUCUUCAAUCGCACCUCAGGCGCUGGCUUCACGAUUCUCCGUAAUGGGAUUGGCUCCUCUCCAGACUCGUCAUCGGACCACAUGGUAUCGAUCCAGCCGAAGAAUCCCGGAGGACCGAAUGCUCCGCCGAAAUACGUGUGGGACGGUAACGACAACUCCCAAGUCUGGCUGUCGACCGAAGCAGCAAAGACGUAUGGCGUGAAGACGUUCUACGCAAAUGCUUGGUCCGCACCGGGAUACAUGAAGACGAACGGCAACGAUGCGAACGGCGGGUCCUUGUGCGGAGUGACUGGCGCCACAUGUUCAUCUGGUGAUUGGAAGCAAGCGUACGCCAACUACUUGGUGCAAUACGUAACUUACUACAAGGAGGCAGGUGUAGACAUUACGCAUCUUGGAUUUCUCAACGAGCCGGACCUGGCUACUUCAUAUGCUUCAAUGAGGGCGGAUGGGCGGCAGGCAGCAGACUUCAUCAAAGUCCUCCGUCCCACUCUAGACAAGGCGAACUAUACUCAGGUCAAGAUAACGUGUUGUGACGCUGGGGGUUGGAGCCAGCAGGCUGGUAUGCUAGGCCAGCUAAGCAGUGUCAACAACCAGCUGGGCCAGAUCACUGCACAUUCUUACAUGUCCCAGCCUACCUCUCCACUAAACACCAAGCUUCCUGUAUGGCAAACGGAAUACGCCGACCUCCAGGGCCCUUGGACCGAGGCGUGGUAUUCCAACAACGGCGCGGGCGAAGGUCUUCGCUGGGCCAACACCAUAUACGAUGCCAUAGUCCGGGCAAACGUUACAGGCUACCUCUAUUGGAUUGGCGUGCAAGGGGGGCCGACCAACAGCAAAAUGAUCCGCAUCUCGGACGACAAGAAGUCUGUGAUUCCCUCGAAACGUCUUUGGGCAAUGGCGAACUGGUCCCGCUUCGUGCGGCCGGGAGCAGUCCGCGUUGGCACGUCUGGUGGGCCGUCUGGCGCCAAGGUCAGCGCUUUUCGCAAUGUGGGUGGUACCGUGAGUGUCCAGGUCAUUCAGGGAGGGGCGAGCGGUGGAGCUGUCAAUGUGAAGGUUGGGAACGGGUUCAGCGCGAAGGGUGUAAAAGCGUGGAUUACAGAUAACACGAGAGACGUUGCUGAGCUGGCGAGUACGCUGGGAAGUGAUGGUACGGCAAGUGCAAACGUACCUGGCCGGAGCAUGGUCACCUUCGUGCUCGAACCAGCCGCCUGAGCAAUGCGAGGUGAUUUUGCCCUCGACGCGGAUCGUCUCGCACGGGGUACUGGACCCAAGCAAUUCAAGCAUCAAGCAUAGUACGCACAUCAAUACCAGUGCUU